Brachypodium distachyon (stiff brome) is the source of this 776-nucleotide messenger RNA. RefSeq names its product stress-response A/B barrel domain-containing protein At5g22580. The record is from RefSeq and is a predicted model, not a curated record. The coding region runs from base 207 to 542 and encodes 111 amino acids. The transcript is spliced from 2 exons. Lineage: Eukaryota; Viridiplantae; Streptophyta; Magnoliopsida; Poales; Poaceae.
ACAAGAGAGGGAAAAAUAAAAAGAGAGCCUAUCAAGCUUUACAGUGAGUGAUUCCUGUCGGUGGUGGUGGCCCUCACCGGAGCAGAGCAGAGCAUUGAGCUCUCUUCACCGCCUUUAUAACGGCGAGCGCCGUGGCUGUGAUGAUGCAAAGAGAAAAAAGGCAGGAGCCCGCCGGAGCGGAAGGAGAAAGCUUGACUGACUAAGCCAUGGGGGAGUUCAAGCACCUGUGCCUGGUCAGGUUCAAGGAGGGCGUCGUGGUGGACAACAUCAUUCAGGAGCUCUCCAAGCUCGCAACAGAGCUCGACACCGUCAAGUAUUUCGGAUGGGGAAAGGACGUGCUGGAGCAGGAGGCGCUGACGCAGGGCUUCACCCACGUCUUCUCCAUGAGCUUCGCCACCGCCGGCGACCUGGCGGCGUGCAUGGCCCACGAGAAGCACGCCGCCUUCGCCGCCACCUUCAUGGCCGCCCUCGACAAGGUCGUCGUCAUGGACUUCCCCUUCGUCACCGUCAAGCCGGCGCCGGAGCCGGAGCCGGCGACCUAAUAUAUCCACCUAGAUCCAGUAGCAUCAUCACAUAUCUGCCUUCUCUAUCUCACAUCGUGCUGCUAUAUCAUGCACCUAAAGGCUAAAGCCGCCGCCGCCUCUAUCUCAUCUCCUUUCUCUGCUUGUCCUGCUACAUGCUUCAGUGUUGAGCUGCUGGUGUAAGUGUAAACGUCUCGAAAAUGGUUGUCUGGUUGAUUAUCGUUGAAUAAAUUCCGCCGAUUUUCUUUUCUUUUA